Gavialis gangeticus (Gharial) is the source of this 3326-nucleotide messenger RNA. RefSeq names its product LRR binding FLII interacting protein 2 (gene LRRFIP2). Gene Ontology annotation, biological process: regulation of DNA-templated transcription. The coding region runs from base 311 to 2488 and encodes 725 amino acids. The transcript is spliced from 28 exons. The record is from RefSeq and is a predicted model, not a curated record. Lineage: Eukaryota; Metazoa; Chordata; Crocodylia; Gavialidae.
CUUAUGGUCAGCGGGUGGCACCGCGCGCGCAUGCGCACGGAGCCUCACAGCCGGUGACACCCGCGCGCCUGGAGGAAUCGCCGCUGUCGCUUCGAUCCCCCUCUCGCGUGGCACCCUGAGGCCGGUUUGAAAGCAACCGUCGCCAUGCGGCUUUAACCGCUGCUGGGACCAGCCCGGCUCCCGCGCUCCCUCGGGGCGGGCCCCGCGCUGUCUCGGGCCGGGCGGAGCGGCGAGGCGGCCGCGCCUCAGAUUAGAAAGUGGAAUUUUGUCCAGUUUCUUCUUGCAAAAGAAAUAAAACUAGAGAAUAAAAAUGGGUACUCCUGGGUCAGGAAGGAAAAGAACUCCAGUAAAAGACAGAUUUUCUGCAGAAGAUGAAGCUUUAAGUCACAUUGCCAGAGAGGCAGAAGCAAGGCUUGCAGCCAAACGAGCAGCUCGAGCAGAAGCAAGAGAUAUACGUAUGAGGGAACUGGAGAGACAACAAAAAGAGCUUUCUCAUCGCUCUUAUGAUAAAAAAUGGGGGCAUAUCCAAAAAUGGAUGGAAGAUUCAGAAAGGGCCAGGUAUUCUCACCGGCCCAGUCAGCGUUCAUAUCUGGAAGUGUAUGACAUAGUAUCUUCCCAAAACACUGGCAGUCAUAGAUAUGAAGGCAUGAAGGAUCGAUCUACAAGUUACUCUCUCUCAACUCAUGCUUACAGUGACUCCCAUGGUAGAAAGAAGGAAUAUGCUUAUUCCCACAAAGAUCUGUUGAGUGGACUUUACCAUGAUCAAAGAAAUUAUAGCAGCCUUAGACAUAGCAAACCUGCUUCUUCCUACCAUACUCGGUCCUCUUCUUUAUACAGUGAUCCUGUGGCAACUACUAAGAGUUACAGGGUAUCUCCUACUGUAAACACUGGUUUGAUAAGAAGUACCAGUUUGGCGUCAUUAUGUGGUGAUGGAUUAUAUAGCUCAUAUAAUUCUCGUACUCCAUCUGAAUACAGUUAUUACUCUUCAAGAGCAAGCUCAACUCGAAGUAGUCCUGUGUUUACAGAUGAUGAACUAGAGAGUACCACAUCCUCUCAUCAUGUGAGCCGAGGGCGGAGAGAUAGUGUGGUGAGCUGGGUUGCAUGCCAUGAAACUGCAGCUGAUUAUUUUAGUCGUUCCAACCGUAGGGGAAGUAUUGUCUCUGAUGUGGAUGAUAUAAUUAUUCCAGAUCUAAAUAGCCUGGAAGAAAAGUGUGACAAACAAUAUUCGGAAAUUUAUACAAGGCCGGCAUCUCGAAAUUCAGCAAGUGCAACUCCCCUGAGCGGAAACUCAUCCAGACGAGGGAGCGGGGAUACCAGCAGUUUGGUUGAUCCCGAUGUCUCAUUAACUGAAUUGAGGGAGAUCUAUGAUCUUAAGGACCAGAUACACGAUGUAGAGGGGAGAUACAUGCAGGGACUUAAGGAACUAAAGGAUUCUCUUGCUGAAGUUGAAGAGAAGUAUAAGAAGGCCAUGGUAUCCAAUGCACAGUUAGAUAAUGAGAAAAACAAUUUGAUUUAUCAAGUGGAUACACUAAAAGAUAUCAUUGAAGAGAGAGAGGAGCAGAUGGCAGAAUUCUUCAGGGAGAACGAAGAGAAGUCAAAGGAACUGGAAAGGCACAAACACAUGGGCAAUGUUCUGCAGCAUAAGUUGGAUGAACUUAAAGAAGGUCUUCGCCAGAGAGAUGAACUAAUAGAGGAGAAUCAACGCAUGCAGCAGAAAGUAGACUGCUUAACCAGAGAGGUGUAUGACCUCCAGGAGACAAUUAAUUGGAAAGAUAAAAAAAUUGGGGCUCUAGAAAGACAGAAAGAAUACUUUGACUGCAUUAAGAAUGAGCGAGAUGAGCUCAGAGAUGAGUUGGCUGACAUGAAGGAAACAAUGAAGAGAGGAGAGAAACAUGGAUUAGUUAUAAUCCCAGAUGGCACUCCAAAUGGUGAUGUAAACCAUGAACCAGUGGUUGGUGCAAUAACUGUUGUAUCACAAGAAGCAGCUCAUGUCUUGGAAACUGCAGGAGAAGGACCACUAGAUGUUCGGCUACGAAAACUGGCUGAAGAAAAGGAAGAACUAUUGUCACAGAUUAGAAAGCUGAAGCUGCAGUUAGAAGAGGAACGACAGAAAUACUCUAAAAGUGAUGGUUCAAAUCCAGAUAUAACAGGAUUAGAGAAUGGUUCUGACUUGCAGUUAAUUGAAAUGCAGAGAGAUGCCAACAGACAAAUAAGUGAAUACAAAUUUAAGCUUUCAAAAGCUGAACAAGAUAUAACGACCAUGGAACAAAAUAUUGGAAGACUUGAAGGACAGGUUAUGAGAUACAAAACUGCAGCAGAGAGUGCAGAAAAAGUAGAAGAUGAACUCAAAGCAGAAAAAAGGAAACUUCAACGAGAGUUAAGGACAGCACUGGAUAAGAUGGAAGAGAUGGAGAUGACCAAUAGCCACUUGAUGAAACGGUUGGAGAAGAUGAAGGCUAAUAGGACUGCUCUUCUAUCUCAACAGUAGAGAAGACUUCUUUUUUAAAUGUGCACUGCUCCUUGAAAUAACUAGCCCUUAGUUUGUUUUUAAUACAGACUUUCAUUGGCACAAACUUUUGAACACUGAACUGUUCAGUGAUAUUUUAGUUUCCUAAUUAAGUGGCAUACUUUGUAACUUAUGAGAGAAUGAAAAAUAGUUCCAGUUCCCAUGUGAAUGAUGGUGAUUUUGUUUUCUUUACCAGUUUGACUUUAAAGUCAUCUGGAGCACAAUGCUGUAUGAUUGACUUAUUGCUAGAAAAUAUGUUUUCACAACUGUGGAAUCAAGUUUACUCACAAUCCUUAUUUCAGCUGCUUUAAUGAUGCUUGGAGACAACUGCAUGACUUCAAGAGGACACUGUUUAUUAAACUAACAAAUAUAUUUGCUCAAGACAUCACACAGCACAAGUGCCUUCUAUAUGGUGCAAUUUAGAUUUCAGUUAUGUUAGAUUGUCAAAAUAACCUUUGAAAUCAGAUAACUUUUAUUUUAAGACACAUUUUGGGCUCUCUGUUCACUAAACUUUAUACAUUUUGAUGGAAAGAUGCAUUUUUGUAUAAUAUUUAAAUUUAUAAGAAAAAAAUAGGGACUGUAUAUAAAACUUGCUUUUUGCAUGGGUGAUGGUACAGUUGCGUUCCAGAUUUUUGUCAAAUAUAAGCCCUGAAAUUCUUGAUAUAACAGGAGGGACAUCAAACUCUACAAGAGUUCUUUUGUUGUACAUUGUAAAACUGUAUCAUUUGCUGCUUAAGUGUGGAUUUAACUUUUAGGGUGGGAGGAGGGUUUGAAAAAUGUGGCUGAUGAACUUAUUAAAUGGACACUUUACUGACCAGAA